AUGGCCGGCUCCAGCCGCUGCGAUCGAGAGCUCGGAGAGCCAUUGGGAACGUGAUCCGCCGCUCAGCCCUGUCUUUUAUGCCUACUGGCUGCCGUGCCUGUCCGUCACUCUUCUCACCGCCCGCACCCGUCUUCCUUCCUGGCGCUCAUUGGUCACAGCCUCUCGCCUGCCCCGCCCCGGAGUGCGCGGCGCGGUGACAACCAGAAGGGGCCUGGGAGUGGCGUCCAGCGCUCGUCAGCCCCACGGGUAGACACGGACCGCAGGGCAGCAGCCUCCCGCCCGCCCAAGCCUUUAGGGCGACGGGACCGCGCCUGCCUUCUAGUCUUGGCCAGCGCGUCCGUCCCUGACACUGCCCCGGCGUACAAGCCUGCAGGCCCAGCCUCGCCCACCCGUGUCCGGAGACUCUUGGACCGUGUAUAUCCUGAGCAAAGCCGGAGGAGGGUUGGAUUCGCCAAUCCUUCUCCCUGUCCCCGGCUCGGCUUCAACCCGCUGGCCGACCCCGGACCCCCCGGCUCGCAGCCUCGGUUUCCGGCCGGCGCAGGCGCUCUGCGGCCCCAGCCCACGGAAGCGGACUCGGAGGGCCAAGACACUGCCGGACCGGAGAUGGCGCCGCCGGCGGGUGGAGCGGUGGCGGCCUCGGACCCGGGCUCCGCUGCCGUGCUGCUGGCUGUGCACGCCGCCGUGAGGCCCCUGGCAGCGGGGCCGAACGCCGAAGCGCAGCUGCGGAGGCUGCAGCUGAGCGCGGACCCCGAGCGGCCCGGGCGCUUCCGGCUGGAGAUCCUAGGCGCGGGGCCCGGGGCGGUCAGUUUGGAGUGGCCCUUGGAGUCAGUCUCCUACACCGUCCGAAAUCCCAACCAGCAUGAGCUGCAGCCUCCACCAGGAGGGCCUGGGACCCUAAGCCUGCAUUUCCUCAACCCUCAGGAAGCUCAGCGGUGGGCAGCCCUGGUUCAAGGUGCCACCGUGGAGGGACAGAAUGGUAGUGACAGCCUGCCUCCAGCCCUGGGCCCAGAAAUGUGCCCUGUUUCCCCAUCCAGUCUCCCUGAAGUGCACACAGCCAAGGCCCCCCAAACCAAGGUGGAUGUUUCCUCGAGUCCUGGACACUUGGAGAAUGAAGAGCUGGCAGGGCGCCUGGCCCGGGCCAUUGAGGGUGGGGAUAAGAAAGGGGCAGCUCAAGCAGCCGCCAUUCUGGCCCAACAUCAUGUGGCCCUCAGUGUCCAGCUCCAGGAGAGCUGCUUCCCUCCAGGCCCCAUUAGGCUACAGGUCACAGUUGAAGACGCUGCAUCCUCUGCCCACGUUUCGCUGCAGGUCUACCCCCACUGCACCAUCUCGGCCCUCCAGGAGCAGGUAUUCUCAGAGUUUGGCUUCCCACCAGCUGUGCAGCGCUGGGUCAUUGGGAAGUGCCUGUGUGUGCCUGAACGCAGCCUUGCUUCCUAUGGGGUCUGGCAGGAUAGGGACCCUGCUUUCCUCUACCUGCUUUCAGCCCCUCGAGAAGCCUCAGGACACAGUUCUCAGUGCCCACAGAAGAUGGAUGGGGAACUAGGCCUCCUAUUUCCUCAGUCAUUGGGGCUGCCCCGAGCCCCUCAGCCAGCCAGCUCCAGCCUCCCCAGCCCCCUUCAGCCCAGCUGGUCCUGCCCUUCCUGCACCUUCAUCAAUGCCCCAAGCCGGCCUGGCUGUGAGAUGUGUAGCACCCAGAGACCCUGCGCUUGGGACCCCCUUCCUGCAGCCUCUACCCAGCAGUCACCAAUGGUCACAAGGAGAGAGCAUGGCCCUUCCCUUCCGGGCCCAAGGUCCCUGGAUGCCCUCCUAAACCCCCCAGGGGACCUCCACUGACUGCUCUCUGAGGACAGAGCAAGAGUUGGGGGAGAGAGGCAUGAGCCAGAGUCAUUAAAGAUACUUCUGAGCC
Molossus molossus (Pallas's mastiff bat) is the source of this 1903-nucleotide messenger RNA. RefSeq names its product SHANK associated RH domain interactor (gene SHARPIN). Bases 604 to 1830 code for a protein of 408 amino acids. Gene Ontology annotation, biological process: proteasome-mediated ubiquitin-dependent protein catabolic process; protein linear polyubiquitination; positive regulation of canonical NF-kappaB signal transduction. Gene Ontology annotation, cellular component: LUBAC complex. The record is from RefSeq and is a predicted model, not a curated record. The transcript has 9 exons. Lineage: Eukaryota; Metazoa; Chordata; Mammalia; Chiroptera; Molossidae. Gene Ontology annotation, molecular function: ubiquitin binding; ubiquitin-protein transferase activity.